Messenger RNA from Lates calcarifer (barramundi perch), 7884 nucleotides. RefSeq names its product glutamate receptor, metabotropic 5b (gene grm5b). The record is from RefSeq and is a predicted model, not a curated record. NCBI's taxonomy places the organism in Eukaryota, Metazoa, Chordata, Actinopteri, Centropomidae. Gene Ontology annotation, molecular function: G protein-coupled receptor activity involved in regulation of postsynaptic membrane potential; adenylate cyclase inhibiting G protein-coupled glutamate receptor activity. Gene Ontology annotation, cellular component: postsynaptic density membrane. The coding region runs from base 1091 to 4849 and encodes 1252 amino acids. The transcript is spliced from 18 exons. Gene Ontology annotation, biological process: trans-synaptic signaling by endocannabinoid, modulating synaptic transmission; regulation of synaptic transmission, glutamatergic; G protein-coupled glutamate receptor signaling pathway.
CUAAGCACCGCAGAGGUUGUAGGGUUUUAAGGUGGAUAAAAGUCGGCUUCGGAGGGAGGAGAAACACAAAUAAAUGGGUCAAACAGACUUUUAGCGUCGUGCGUCACUUGGCCGUCACCCCGUGGUUUAUGAUAUCAAGCUAAAAUUGUUCAAGCUAAAGUCAAGAGUAUUGGCCCAGCUAGAAACACAACAGUCUUGUGGGGAACCUGUUAGUCUACAUGCUAGCUGGUUGUCUAUUCUUUGAACAAUGGUUUUCUACUUGGUGUUCACACUUCUGACCACAUCAGGUAGGUAGGAGGAUGAGGAAAGCUAGAUGAGGUGAAAGAAAUGUUUCGAAAACAUACUGAAUGACACAUAGGCACACACUGCAGAGCACAACACAACAGCCGAAUGCAAGGGAAGAGAAGAGAUGACAAGAGUGGAGGGAAAAAUGAAAAGGUGGGUGCACAGGAGAAGAGUAGGGGGCCUGGAGGAUUUAUUUGGAAAGAUUAAAAAUGUGGGAGAAGGGUUGAAAAGAGGGGAGGAUAAAGGUAGCAGACUGUAGGGGUGGUAUGCGCGCGUCUGUGGAGGAAGAGAUGAGUGGAGGUGAAGCGGGGAGAGGAGGAGCAGAGGAGAGGAAAAGGGGUGGAGAUGGAGGAGAGAAGUGUUUGGAGAGAGGCUCAGGUGUGCGUGACUGGAAAACGGAGGAAGCUCGGAAGCUGCACAGCGCUCACAAGGCAGCUCCGGUGUGUUUGACAUUGGGACUGUACACAGUAAUGGGCAAUAUCUUUUCUCUGUGAUAGUAAGUUGCAGCUUCAUUAUCCAGCGGGACAGUGCCGGUGACGCUGGGAAGACAUAUAGGUUCCUAUAAGGUUGCACUGCUGCACCUGUCUCAGCUGUUGCAGUGAUGGUGCCACCUUGAAACCCGAAAGAAAGAGAGCCAAGUUGGAAGAAAGGAAUAUAUUGAAAUCAUCCAUUUUCAAAAACUCCUCUAUGCCGCAAGCUCCCACCAUGGAGAGGAAAGGUGUUUCUCGGACAAGUAGCUCCCUGUGACGGCUUGACACAGCAAAUCUGAGAUCUGCUCCUCCUUUUCUUACCUUAACGGACCAAGAUGAUGUUUUGGCUCCUGCUAGUUCUGUCCAUUUGGGUGGUGUCUGAUCAAGCUGACUCUGCCCAGUCCAACGAACGGCGAGUUGUAGCACACAUACCUGGUGACAUUAUCAUUGGAGCGUUGUUCUCCGUCCAUCAUCAGCCUCCCGCUGACAAGGUACAUGAGCGCAAGUGUGGCGCCGUGCGAGAGCAGUACGGCAUCCAGAGGGUAGAGGCCAUGAUGCACACACUGGACCGCAUCAAUGAUGAUCCGCACAUCCUUCCCAACAUCACCCUGGGUUGUGAGAUCCGGGACUCCUGUUGGCACUCGGCUGUGGCUCUGGAGCAGAGCAUCGAGUUCAUACGGGAUUCACUGGUCUCCUCCGAUGAGGCUGAGGAGUGGGGUGGAGGAGGCUCCUGGGGAGGGGGAGGAGGCGGAGGAGCGACGAUGAAGUGCGCAGAUCCCUCUGCCACUCCAAUGCGGGGGAAGAAACCUAUUGUGGGUUUGAUUGGACCGGGGUCAAGCUCAGUGGCCAUCCAGGUCCAGAACCUUCUACAGCUGUUCAACAUACCACAGAUCGCCUACUCUGCCACGAGUAUGGACCUCAGUGAUAAGAGCCUUUAUAAGUACUUUAUGCGGGUGGUGCCUUCAGAUGCCCAGCAGGCAAGAGCUAUGGUCGACAUUGUGAAGAGAUACAACUGGAGCUAUGUGUCUGCUAUACACACUGAAGGCAACUAUGGUGAAAGUGGGAUGGAAGCAUUCAAGGACAUGGCAGCCAAGGAGGGCAUCUGUAUCGCCCACUCUGGCAAAAUCUGGAGCAAUGCUGGAGAGCAGAGCUUUGACCGGCUGCUGGAGAGACUGAGGGCCCACCUGCCCAAGGCCAGGGUGGUGGCAUGUUUCUGUGAAGGCAUGACGGUCCGUAACAUCCUCAUGGCCAUGAGACGCCAAGGACUGGUAGGAGAGUUCCUGCUCAUCGGCAGUGAUGGAUGGGCGGACAGGUAUGAUGUGACAGAUGGUUACGUUAGGGAAGCAGCUGGCGGUAUUACCAUCAAACUACAGUCGGCUGAUGUGAAAUGGUUCGAUGAAUACUACCUUAAACUUCGGCCUGAAAACAACCAUAGGAACCCCUGGUUCCCAGAGUUCUGGCAACAUCGUUUUCACUGUCGACUUAAGGGACACCCACAGGAGAGCAGCAAGUACAACCGCACCUGUAGCAAGCGAGAGUCGCUGCGGCAGCAGUAUGCACAGGACACUAAGAUGGGGUUUGUCAUUAAUGCCAUCUAUUCAAUGGCAUAUGGCCUGCAUAACAUGCAACGGGCACUCUGCCCAGGCUAUCAGGGCCUGUGUGAUGCCAUGCGACCUAUAGAUGGUGCUACACUGCUGGACUUCCUGAUGAAAACCAAUUUCACAGGCGUGUCAGGGGAAGGAAUCCUAUUUGAUGAGAAUGGAGACUCACCUGGCAGGUAUGAAAUAAUGAACUUCAAAAAGAUGGGGAAGGACUACUAUGACUACAUCAAUGUUGGCAGCUGGGACAACAGUGGCUUGAAAAUAGAUGAUGAUGAAAUCUGGCCCAAUAAAGAUGCAAUCAUCAAGUCCGUCUGCAGUGAACCAUGUGACAAAGGACAGAUUAAAGUGAUACGUAAAGGUGAGGUGAGUUGCUGCUGGACGUGCACCCCCUGUAAAGAAAAUGAGUUUGUGUUCGACGAGUACACCUGCCGAGCUUGUGAACUGGGCUCCUGGCCUACUGAUGACCUUACAGGCUGUGACCCAAUCCCAGUUGAGUACCUGAGGUGGGGAGACCCUGAACCCAUAGCUGCUGUGGUCUUUGCCUGCCUCGGUCUAAUGGCCACAUUCUUUGUCACCGCUGUUUUCAUCAGGUUCCGGGACACCCCAGUAGUGAAAUCUUCCAGUAGGGAGCUGUGCUAUAUAAUACUAGCAGGGAUCUGCCUGGGUUACCUGUGUACCUUCAGCCUCAUAGCCAAACCCCAUGUCAUCCACUGCUACCUCCAACGACUGGGAAUAGGUCUGUCACCUGCCAUGAGCUACUCUGCGCUUGUCACCAAGACAAACCGCAUCGCUCGGAUCCUGGCAGGCAGCAAGAAGAAAAUCUGUACCAAGAAACCUCGCUUCAUGUCUGCCUGUGCUCAGCUCAUCAUUGCCUUCCUCCUCAUAUUGCUGCAACUGGGCAUUAUUGUGGCUCUCUUCCUCAUGCAGCCACCUGAGGUGAUCCAUGACUACCCCAGCAUCCGCCAGGUCAACCUCAUUUGCAACACCACUAACCUAGGUGUGGUUGCCCCACUGGGGUACAAUGGCCUGCUCAUCCUCAGCUGCACCUUCUAUGCCUUCAAGACGCGCAACGUCCCAGCUAAUUUUAAUGAGGCUAAGUACAUUGCCUUCACGAUGUACACCACCUGUAUUAUAUGGCUGGCCUUUGUACCCAUCUACUUUGGCUCCAACUACAAAAUUAUCACCAUGUGCUUCAGUGUCAGCCUCAGUGCCACUGUGGCUCUGUGCUGCAUGUUCGUACCUAAGGUAUACAUCAUUUUAGCCAAACCAGAGCGUAACGUGCGCAGUGCCUUUACCACUAGCACAGUGGUGCGCAUGCACGUGGGCGAUGGCAAAUCGUCCUCAGCUGCCAGCCGUUCUUCAAGUCUGGUUAACCUGUGGAAACGCAGAGGCUCCACUGGAGAGACACUCAGCUCCAAUGGUAAAUCAGUAUCUUGGGCACAGACAGAGCGCAGCAGUUCACGUGGCAACCACCUGUGGCAGCGGCUGUCCUUCCACAUCAAAAAGAAGGAGAACAAUCAGACUGCUGUCAUCAAGCCCUUCUCCAAAACCUCUGAGGAACGUUACUGCGGAGGGGGUGACUUGCCCCCACAUGUUCCUCUGCCCUCCCUCCCUUCCAUGUCCUCCCUGCCCACCCAUCCUGACGCUGGCACAGACAAGACCCUGUACGAGCUCUCAGAAGCAGAGGAGCGUUACUCGAUCACAUACCGGCCGCAGACACCUUCACCGAUCAGCACGGUCAGUCAGAGACUAGGGGCAGUUUUAGGAGAGGAGCCUCAGAUGACCGGUAUUCCAAAGUACCCGAGCAGCAUUUGCAGCGGCAGCAGUGGCAGCAGUUGUGGUCCUGCCAGCAGUGGCUCUGUUGUCGCUGGGAGUGAUGGUCGUUUGAUUGUUGUGGAUGAUCAGCCAGGAGAGGCCCAGAGUUCACUGAUGGAUCAGAUCAGCUGUGUGGUAAACCGUUUCACUGCCAAUAUCACCGAGCUCAACAGCAUGAUGCUCUCAUCCUCUCCGACUCACUCACACACACACAAACACACACCACCUCCUCCUCACCCCACUGAUCCGUAUCUGUUACCCCGUGAACUCCAGGUGCCCCCAACCCUCACCACCUAUGCUGAUGUCCAGCCCCUCCCACCUGUUGAGUCCAGCAUGGGGGGCCGAGGUGGCUGCCUCGCUCACCCUAUCCCUCAUUCACCUUACCCACUGCCACCUCCUCAUCCCCAGACCUCACCCUCUCUCUCCCCCAUGCGAGGAGGCCUGGUCACCUGCCUCACUGACUCCCCUCUGAGGAGGGCAGAGUUGGAAGAGGAGCUUAUUGCUUUGACUCCUCCGUCACCCUUCCGUGACUCUCUUGCGUCCAGCAGUGGCUCACCUGUCUCAGAGACAGAAUUAUGCCUGCCUCCAGUCCCUUCCCACCCUCCUCCCUCUCCCCCUUCACCCAGGUAUAGCAGACUCACACUCAGAAACUACAGCCAGAGUUCGUCCUCACUGUGAGGCAGAUGAGAAAUCGCUGAAGUGAAGAGGAGCACUCAGAAACAACAGGUCAUAAUGAGUAAAGAGGAUGGAUAGACUAAAAUCCAUUCCUCCCUACGUGGAGUAAAAACCUGAAGUAGAGGAGUCAUGGAGGACUGGUUGGUGAAUGCACCAAGCUGUGUUUGUGUUUACAUGUUCGCAGUGAGAUGCAAGUAUACGAAGCUUGCUCACGUCGUAUUUUCUUAGUGCUGUCUCUCACUAGUGAGGCGUGAAGAACAGCAAAAAUGGCCACUAUAACUUUGCAGUGUUUUGGUGUCUGUAAAGCCAGAAAUCAUUCUCAAAGGUCUAGAGCUACGUGUCAUUUAGGUUUGGGUAGUGGCCUUAAGGUAACACGGCUAUCAACUAAUUAGAGAUUGUGAAUGUGUGUGUGUGUGUGUUUGUGUGCAUGAGUGUGUUUUUGAUGUAUCUUAGUUCAUGAGAGGUCAAGGCAACAUGAAGAGUAUUGAUGAGGUAAGACUCCUAAAGCCUGUAUGGACUCAACCGUGGCUAUCAAGGACACAUCUAUAUCUGCUCAUACACACACAUGCAGGCACACGCAAACAAAUACAAUGUAAGGGAAAAACACUGUAAAUAUAUGAGAGGUCAUGGAUUUUUCUUUGAUGAUAAAAUCCAACAUGCUUCUGACAAAAGUGCAUUGUGUUAACAUACCAGGAUGUAUGUUACUCUAAAGAACUUUUUCACAAAAGCAUCUUUUAAAUUCAUUCAGCUCUUCAGUCUGUUCACUCUACAUAGCUUCCUUUUCCUCAGUCCCUCUUUCUCUUGCUGCUUGCUUUUAUCCUGCCAGUAUUUCAGUAUUUUCUACUCUACUCCAGUUUUUUUUUCUUCAGAAGUUUGAAUGUAUAUUUUCUACAUGAUUCCUGAAGCAGUUGGGACCAAACCUUUUGUACCUCUCUGUCUGUGACUUGAGAAAGAGGGAGAGGAGGGAUUGACAAGGCCAGGCCUCGUUUUACCAUAAACAGCUUAGUCAUUCAAUUUUGUUCAGGUGGAUUUAUUGGAAGAAAUCUGACCUCAAAGCUUAUUGUUAGUGUGUGACAUUUAACAGAGCAUUAUGUAAGGCUUAGCUGGAUCCCAGUCGUGACAUUUUCUCUAUACAGUUUAUCAGCAGGACACAAGUGUCACUCUUAUUUCAUCAAAGACAGUGCUUUGAAUGGGAUUAAUUGGAAUCACAAUCAUCUCUAAUGUUAGUGGGCACAGAUUGAUAGAUUCAAGCUGUGAGAGAGACCCCUUCUUGUCCUCAGCCUCUGCCAGGUUCAUCUGUUGCACAGGUGCUACGACCCUUUUAAAGAUCUCCACUCUUUUCAGACAUAGAGGGGUAGAACAGUAAAAUAGGUUCACAACUUCAAAUCAAGCUUUAGUUGGGCUUUUUAUAUAUUCUAAGAAGUUCAGAUUGCAGAACUACAUUAUUGUUGGUCUCAUGAAGCCAACUGACAAUGACUGACAUCCAGUUUAGCUAAUCAAAAUGUUAUCACAGUUUGCUAUCUAGUCAAGAGCUAGAUGAGAAGAUGGAUACCACUCUCAUAUUUGUCAGGUGAAUAUAUGGAGUCUCUGUUGGUAACAUCUUAGUUGGUGAGCUCUAGAGGUGCUAUUAGGCAGAUUUUGAUACCUUUGGACAGAACCAGGCUAGCUGUUUCCACCUGUUUCUAGUAUUUAUGCAAAGUUAACUGGCUGCUUGCUGUAGCUCCAUACUGAACAGACAUGAGAGAGGUGCUGGUUUUCACUUUGAGCAAGAAAGCAAAUCUGUGAUUUACCAAAAUAUCAAUCUAUUGCUUUAAAGUAAGAUGUGGCCUCGUGAGACUAAUCUAAAAAAUUUUAACAUACAGUUCCUGGAAUAUGAAAACAGUUGGAAGUGAAUAUUAAUCCAGGUGGUAAUUACAUUUUAUUACAGGGUUUGGUUUAUUUGGUUUACAUAGAGAGCAAUACUGUCUAAUAUUAGCAUAAAGGUCAAAUUCAGGUCAAGAUACAUCCUGAUAUUCCAGUCAUAAAUGUCUGUGUAAAUGGGUAAACAGAACUGAACUUGAUAAAGACUUCAAAACCCUAAAUAUCUAAUUUGACUAUUUAAGAUUUGGGUAAAAAUGUAUGCCUUUAAAUUGAAUGUUGUAUUUAAAUGUGCCAACAAUUAAUGAAUUUGAGUAUGCUCAGAGCAUUGCUGGGAUAUGAAAUGUGCCGAUGAAUACAUUCACUAAGAUGCUUUUGAGAAAUGGGGCCUUGGCAUUGUGUCAGCUCCCUCCACAGUGGAAAACACUCAACAAAGUAAAAGGAAAAAAAAGAAAUCUGAAGUUAGAAGGCUGUGAUACACAACUCAAACAUUUCAGACAUUUUUAUGUGAGAAAUGUAAUCUGCAGCAAAGACAUGGAUUGGUAUUUCCAACUUAAUCAGAUAAUUAGACUGUUGGUAUCACAACAACAAUCAGUGCUUCAAAAUGUUGCCUCUGUAUUAAUGUCCAUCAUGAUCUCUGUGUUUUCUGCAGCAUAUGCAUUUGUCUGCUGUGACAGCAGACUGAUGCAGAUGCAAUCCACUGAUUUUCUUUUAAUGUAGUAUUCCUGCUCUACAGUAGCCAGCAAGAACAAACUCACACUAAGUGAUUCUGUAAAUAAUAAGGGCAUGCAAAGACAGUUCUGUUUUGUUUCAGAUGAAAGUACAUUUAUUUACAUAUCAACAAAGGUGAAAAAAGAAAAAAAGAUGUUUUUUGAACUGUGUUAUAACAUACAGUACCAAUAUGUGUUACGACUACAGAAACUGUGUUACUACUCUGAAUGUGUGAGUGACCAUUCCUAUUCAAAUGUCUUGUAAUUCAACAAUAUAAUAAUAAUUAAUAUGAAUAUGAUUAUUGUGCCAAAGGGGUUAGGGAGGGUCUAGCUUACUAGCUUGUGGGUAAAUAUGUGGUUUCAUAAAAAAAAAAGAAAAAAUGUAAAUGUAAAACUGUUUCUAUUGUUUUGGAUAUUUUCUAUAUAAAUAUUCCACAUUUUCCAGUGUAAAAGCAAUAUUAUCCAUACGUA